AUGGCUGCCUUGCAAUCCACAAGCGACGACAACAAUGACGGUACCCUUGGGGUGAACAAUGAAAUCCAGGAGGUCAACAGCAACAUUUCCAAACCGACGAAACGCCAGCGAUGGGCGACGACACGUCAUGUUGGGCCGGGGGGUAUGAAGAAGCGAGUGUCUAUAAUCGACCGGUUUCACAAGCGCACGGGAUCGAGAGAAGAGAAGCGCAAAUCCACCACACCGAGUAGUGCCGCCGAUACCGUGUCCACUCGCGUGGACGACAAUCAUGCCUCGGGACCAAAUCGGACUAUCUACUUCAACACCCCGGUCCCUGAGAGCGAGCGAGAUGAGGAAGGCCGGCCGAUUCAUAUCUACCCCCGCAACAAAAUUCGCACUGCAAAGUAUACGGCAUUGACCUUCGUCCCCAAGAACAUUUGGCUCCAAUUUCACAACAUCGCGAACAUCUACUUCUUAUUCACCGAUAAUGAUGGUGCAGAGACGUUGAAGAGUCACAAGCUAAUCAGUAUAUGUUGUUUCCUAGUUUUUCCGAUCUUCGGUGCUAACAAUCCCGGCCUGAACGCUACUCCAUUGAUUGUCAUUAUUGUUGUGACAGCAAUCAAGGAUGCCAUCGAAGACUGGGGUCGCACGGUUUCUGACAGUCAGGUCAACAACUCCCCGGUUUACCGACUCGUCGAUUGGGACAAUGUCAAUUCGUCGGAGGAUAACAUUUCCCUGUGGCGCCGGAUCAAGAAGGCGUCAACUCGAGGUGCGAUUGCCUCAUACAAGUGGGCAAAGAAAGCCUUCACCAAAAAGAAGGCGAAUGAAGAGGAUCCUCAGGAUGAGGACCGCCGACCAUCUUACCUCACAACAGCCGAACCGCGGUCGUCGAUCUACUCACAUCGCAACUCUAUGGCUGCGGAGACUGCAAUUCCUAUGACCGCUGUCUCGCCGCCAGCAGCUGAGGUGCGAGAAGACUGGCCCAUCCCAAAUAACCCCGAGGCCAAGUACCUUCACCCCGAUAGCGCUGCUCGAAAUAGCUUGCUUUCACCUACCUCCCUCGACAAGAAGACCGGGAGUGUUCUAGACAAAACGAAGGAAACACCUGGAACUGCGCGAUUCAAGCGGGACCAUUGGAAAAGCAUCCAAGUGGGUGACUUUGUUCGACUUUACAACGAGGACCCCGUCCCGGCCGACAUUGUGAUCCUAUCUACCUCCGACCCGGACGGAGCAUGCUAUGUGGAGACCAAGGGUCUCGAUGGUGAAACCAACCUGAAAGUCCGACAAGCUCUUCACUGUGGUCGACAAGUGCGCCAUGCACGCGACUGCGAAAAGGCCGAGUUCACGAUUGAAAGCGAAGCGCCUCACGCGAAUCUUUACGCCUACAACGGCGCCAUCCGAUGGGAUCAGCGUGAUCCUAGGUACCCGGAUGCCCCCCCCAAGGAGAUGGUCGAGCCCAUCACAAUCAACAACAUGCUCCUCCGUGGUUGCUCUUUGCGCAGUACCGAAUGGGUCCUCGGAGUGGUUGUUUUUACUGGCGGUGAUAGUAAGAUCAUGCUGAAUUCCGGCGCGACACCCGCAAAGCGGGCACGACUGGCCAAGGACUUGAACUGGAAUGUCAUCUACAACUUCUUCAUCCUCUUCGCCAUGUGCCUUGUUGCGGGUAUCGUCAAUGGUGUCGCAUGGGCCGCUCCCGACAAGUCAUUAGACUUUUUCGACUUUGGAUCUUAUGGCGGCACGCCUCCUGUGACGGGCAUCAUCACUUUCUGGACUGCGCUCAUCCUGUUUCAGAACUUGGUCCCUAUCUCCCUCUACAUCUCAUUGGAAAUUGUUCGCACAAUUCAGGCCGUCUUCAUUCACAGUGAUAUCUUUAUGUACUACGAGAAGCUUGGUCUAUAUUGUGUCCCUAAAUCCUGGAACAUUUCCGACGACGUGGGACAGGUGGAGUACAUCUUCUCAGAUAAAACCGGCACCCUGACACAAAACGUCAUGGAAUUCAAAAAGGCUACCAUCAACGGCAUGGCGUACGGGGAGGCCUAUACCGAAGCUCAGAUGGGCAUGCGGCGUCGUGAAGGUGCCGAUGCUGACAAGGAGGCGGCGGAGGCUCGGGCCCAGAUCGCUGCCGAUUCUAAAAAGAUGCUGGCAAUGCUCCGUGAAAUUCAUGACAAUCCGUACCUGAAGGAUGAGAAUCUGACGUUCGUUGCUCCGCACUUUGUUGCAGAUAUUGCCGGCCAGUCAGGCCAGGCUCAAAAAGCUGCCACGGAACACUUCAUGCUCGCCUUGGCGCUGUGCCAUUCUGUCAUCACUGAGCACACUCCCGGCGACCCACCACAAAUUGAGUUCAAGGCCCAGUCACCCGAUGAGGCGGCCCUCGUCAGCACCGCUCGAGACUGCGGCUUUACAGUCCUUGGUCGAGCUGGUGAUGAUCUUUUAGUCAAUGUCAUGGGCGAGGAGCGGACUUACACGGUCUUGAACACCCUCGAAUUCAACUCUUCUCGCAAGCGCAUGAGUGCCAUCAUUCGUAUGCCGGAUGGUACUAUCCGUCUUUUCUGCAAGGGAGCCGAUAGCAUCAUCUACUCUCGUCUGGCUCGUGGCAAACAACAAGAACUUCGUCGUCAGACAGCAGAGCACCUUGAAGAAUUUGCAAAGGAAGGACUCCGAACUCUUUGCAUUGCUGAUCGUCUGUUGAGUGAGGAAGAAUACCUGGCCUGGAACCGGGAGCACGAUAUUGCUGCAGCUUCAAUCACUGAGCGCGAAGAGAAGAUGGAGGAAGUUGCUAGCCAGAUCGAGCAAGAGCUCAUGUUGCUUGGAGGUACCGCCAUUGAAGAUCGUCUCCAAGACGGCGUUCCUGAUACCAUCCAGCUACUCGCAGAUGCCGGAAUCAAAUUAUGGGUACUCACGGGCGACAAGGUGGAGACGGCGAUCAACAUCGGCUUUUCUUGCAACCUCCUCAACAAUAACAUGGAUCUGAUUGUCCUGAACAUUGCCGAAGGUCAGCGCGAGCACGCGCAGCGUGAACUUGAUAAGCAUCUGGAAGGUUUUGGGUUGACAGGUUCGGAUGAGGAGCUGAUCGCCGCUCGCAAGGACCAUUCACCACCUGAACCCACCCACGCGGUCAUCGUGGACGGUGAAACUCUCAAGAUGAUGUUGGAUGACGAGUUCAAGCAAAAAUUCCUGCUUCUCUGUAAGCAAUGCAAAGCCGUCCUGUGCUGCCGUGUCAGUCCGGCACAGAAGGCUGCUGUUGUCAACAUGGUUCGGCAUGGUCUCAACAUCAUGGGUCUCGCAAUCGGCGAUGGUGCAAACGAUGUGGCCAUGAUUCAGGAGGCUGACGUGGGUGUCGGCAUCGCGGGUGAGGAGGGUCGCCAGGCUGUCAUGUCCUCCGAUUACGCUAUCGGACAAUUCCGCUUCCUCCAGCGCCUGCUCCUUGUGCACGGCAGAUGGUCUUAUCGUCGGCUGGGAGAGUGUAUCGCGAACUUUUUCUAUAAGAAUCUGGUUUGGACGUUCGCUCUCUUCUGGUACUGCAUUUUCAACAAUUUCGACUGCUCCUACCUCUUCGACUAUACAUAUAUCGUCCUUGUCAACCUCGCUUUCACCUCCCUUCCGGUUAUUUUCAUGGGCAUUUUUGACCAGGACGUUGACGAUCGCGUGUCGCUCGCCGUGCCUCAGCUCUACAUGCGUGGCAUCGAGCGCAAGGAAUGGUCGCAACUCAAAUUCUGGUUAUACAUGUUCGAUGGAUUGUUCCAAUCAGUGAUUUGUUUCUUCAUGCCUUAUAUGCUGUACGCGUCGGCAAACUUUGCCACUGAAAAUGGUCGGACUAUCUCCGACAGGACUCGAAUGGGUGUUCUCAUCGGAACCUCGGCCGUUCUCGCCAGCAAUUUGUACAUCAUGAUGAACACCUACCGUUGGGACUGGUUCACAUGCUUGAUCAACGUGAUCAGCUCCCUUCUGAUCUUCUUCUGGACCGGAAUCUACUCCUCUUUCACCGGAGCCGGUCUGUUCUACGAUGCCGCCCAUGAGGUCUACGGUGCCCUCAGUUUCUGGGCUGUGCUGCUUGUGACGGUCAUGAUUGCCUUGCUUCCACGCUUCCUCUACAACUCCGUUCAGAAGGUGUUUUUCCCUCUAGACGUCGAUAUUAUCCGCGAGCAAGUCACGCUUGGCAAGUUCAAGCACCUUGAGGAAUUCGACGACUAUGUGCCUCCCAAUGCAGGUGGCGUUCCUACCACUGGAGAAAGUUCGGCCGCUUCCUCGGAGAUCGCCAAACCGAUCGAGAUGCCUGUCAAGCAAGAUGCCGCCGAUCGUGAUCAGACUACGCGGUAUUUCUCUCCGUCCCCGCAUACCAACGGGCAUAAUCCCCGCAGCCAGAAUGGCAGCAAUGGCACCAACUACACCGAGAGUUUGGACCAGCGUCCGCUACCCCAGUCUGUCGAUAUGGUGCGACGUUCCCAUGAUCGCACCCGUCAUUCGUUUGAGAGAUGCCGACAAAGCUUUGAACAAAGUAAUGACUUCACUUCAGCGGCUCGGCUUUCACGUAUGGAAUCAAGUCACACCCAACGGUCUUAUCAAGACCCCUUCCGGUCCCCUGAUGAGCACACUGCAACAUGA
Molecule: messenger RNA, 4581 nt
Organism: Penicillium diatomitis
Lineage: Eukaryota; Fungi; Ascomycota; Eurotiomycetes; Eurotiales; Aspergillaceae
Product: Phospholipid-transporting ATPase DNF1
Exons: 3
Coding region: 1-4581 (1526 amino acids)
Biological process (GO): phospholipid translocation
Cellular component (GO): plasma membrane
Molecular function (GO): magnesium ion binding; ATP binding; ATP hydrolysis activity
Source: RefSeq, a predicted model, not a curated record